UCUGUUUACAUCUCACACACUGGACUAUGAAAGAAAUUUGGAAGAAUCAGUGGAUUUUUUCAACUUUUCACUAACUUUGCCUCUUCUUAUUUGCAGUGGGGAGGUGAUGGCCAUGCUGAACAAUUUUAGAGCUGAUAUAAAUAAAGCAUUUGUCACCAAGAAGAAAUGCUUCGAGUCCUUCACCAGCUCUUCUCUCAAAACCAGCCAGCAGAAGAUCGAGGAGAUGUGGAAGUCUCAACAGAAGGAGCGGGCUCAGAUGUCUGAAGAUUACGGCACUCAGUUCAGCUCUGUGUUCCAGCAGUGGGAAUCAGAUAUACAGAGGACCAAAGACCAGGACAAGAAGCUCAUGUCUUUGUUCCAGCACCAGCAGACGAUGUUCCAGCAGAUGAGAGCUUCCCAAGGCCAGAGGCUGAAGACGCUCCGACAGCUCGUGGACCACUACAUCAAAAGCAUGCAGGAGCUGCAAGUGACUCACGAGGAACAGAACACCACAGUCAUGAGCGAGUUACGCCAGGAGAUGGCGCUGCUCCAGAAGAAAAUCCUCAUGAACACACAGCAGGAGGAGAUGGCGUCUGUACGCAAAGCUCUGCAAUCGAUGCUGAUGUAGGUACUGUAUAGAAACACUGGACAACAAAAUAAGAGUCCUUUAAAUAUUCCUAACGGCUCCAGAAGGACGCUCUGAAAACAAGCUGUUCCAUUUUGUUCAUUCACUUUAUACUGUCUUCAGCUGUUCACUUUAGAAAUGUCCUCUAUCCUUUUCACCCAGUUUUAUCUGCCCUGUCCACUUUCCUCAGUGUAGGAACUGAGGCUGAUUAUUUGCCUUUGAAAAGAAUCAAAUUUGGCUCUACUUUCUGUUCCUGAGAGGUUUGAAAUAAAACGUUCAAUCUCAUUUUUUUAACAGGUGCUUUUAUUUUUAAAAAAUCAGAGCAAUGUAACAGACAGACCAGUAAUUUGAGUCGGCUUACAACACUGCCAGAAGUUAGAAGAGAGCGAUUGAAAGCGUUUUCAGAAAGGAAACUGAUGAGUAUUAACAGUGUUCGUACAAUAAUACUUUACAAACUCUUUCGUGGUGGUAAAGUACAGUUUGCAUUGAUGAAUAUAAACUGAAGUCGAAGGCGUUCAGUAAUUUCUGGACGUGAAAAAUGAAACCAGUGAAUGAACUGCAGGGUCAUUUUGUUCCAAGCAAAUGGGAAUUAAGACUGGUAACAUCACCAAAUUAAAAAAAGUUUUAAAGGAAUACUUCACUGAUUUUUAGCGCAGUCUCUCUUUGAUGUAUCUGUAACAUGAUCAAUUAGCAUUUAUAGGAAUUCCAACACGUUUCAACCACUAAGGCCAGAAACAGACUCAACGCAAGUAAAGUACGUGAACGCAAAUGAACAGCGCUCGGCCUGGCACUGCAAACGCUCAGUCCUUCUGUACCAACUCGCUGCGCGUUCUUAUGUUACUAUGGUGGUUAAACGCUCAGUACUGAAGGGGGCGCUAGAGGACAAAUCAGAGAGGAUCUACUAUUAUUCCAA
Colossoma macropomum (tambaqui) is the source of this 1517-nucleotide messenger RNA. Its product is annotated as synaptonemal complex protein 3-like. Gene Ontology annotation, cellular component: synaptonemal complex. The record is from RefSeq and is a predicted model, not a curated record. Bases 107 to 607 code for a protein of 166 amino acids. Gene Ontology annotation, biological process: spermatid development; meiotic cell cycle. The transcript is spliced from 6 exons. Lineage: Eukaryota; Metazoa; Chordata; Actinopteri; Characiformes; Serrasalmidae.